Molecule: messenger RNA, 2730 nt
Organism: Nematolebias whitei (Rio pearlfish)
Lineage: Eukaryota; Metazoa; Chordata; Actinopteri; Cyprinodontiformes; Rivulidae
Product: lissencephaly-1 homolog B
Exons: 11
Coding region: 390-1622 (410 amino acids)
Molecular function (GO): protein binding
Source: RefSeq, a predicted model, not a curated record
CAAUCGCGACCGUUAGCUUGGGGCGAAUGCGGUGUGGUACUAGAGAGGAGAAAAACUGCUUGUCCGUGCCGGGUGAUGUGGAAAAGUCAUCAGAUUUAGAGGUUCCCGUUGUUAGCACACGCCUGUCAAGGGAGUACACGUUUCGUCAUGUAUGUGAUGGUGAUGGACACGUGGCAUUAGGGAGUGAUACUUGGACCCGUGCAGACGCUUGUGGAGUCUCAUCCUGGUGAUCAGUUGUCUCUGUAGUUCACCUCCUCCUGCGUGGCUCUUCCUUCACCACCUUCGAGCCUCCAACGGAUCAGACUCCUCCUCACCACACGCUUCCCAGUCAGACCCCCACUACAUCACCUCAUCCUCACCUCCCUGAGAGGGAGAAAACAGCAGGCACCAUGGUGCUGUCGCAGAGACAAAGAGAUGAACUAAAUCGUGCUAUAGCUGACUAUCUACGUUCUAAUGGAUAUGAGGAGGCUUAUUCCACUUUCAAGAAAGAAGCAGAAUUAGAUAUAAAUGAAGAAGUAGAUAAGAAAUAUGCUGGGCUUUUGGAAAAGAAAUGGACCUCUGUUAUCAGAUUACAGAAGAAGGUAAUGGAGUUGGAAUCAAAGCUGAAUGAGGUGAAGGAGGACAUAACGUACGGAGGACCCGUGGGUCAGAAGAGGGACCCCAAGGAGUGGAUCCCCCGUCCCCCAGAGAGAUACGCCCUGAGUGGGCACCGUGCUCCAGUCACACGGGUCAUAUUCCAUCCUGUGUUCAAUGUCAUGGUCACAGCCUCUGAAGAUGCUACCAUCAAGGUGUGGGACUAUGAAGCUGGGGACUUUGAGCGGACCCUCAAAGGCCACACAGACUCUGUGCAGGACAUCUCGUUUGACCACACAGGGAAGCUGCUGGCUUCAUGUUCAGCUGACAUGAGCAUCAAACUUUGGGACUUUCAGGGGUUUGAAUGCAUCCGAACAAUGCAUGGCCAUGAUCACAAUGUUUCGUCUGUAGCCAUCAUGCCAAAUGGUGACCACAUAGUGUCUGCUUCCAGAGACAAGACCAUCAAGAUGUGGGAGGUGGCUACUGGGUACUGUGUGAAGACAUUUGCAGGCCACAGGGAGUGGGUGAGGAUGGUUCGUCCAAACCAAGACGGCUCAUUGAUCGCUAGCUGUUCCAACGACCAGACGGUGCGUGUUUGGGUGGUUGCUUCCAAGGAGUGUAAAGCUGAGUUGCGGGAGCACGAGCAUGUGGUGGAGUGUAUUUCGUGGGCUCCUGACAGCGCUCACCCAACCAUCCUGGAUGCCACAGGCUUAGAGAAUAAAAAGAGUGGAAAACCCGGUCCCUUUCUUCUCUCUGGCUCCAGAGAUAAAACGAUUAAGAUGUGGGACGUCAGCACGGGGAUCUGCCUUAUGACUCUGGUGGGACAUGACAACUGGGUGCGUGGGGUGCUGUUUCAUCCCGGAGGACGAUUUGUAGUGAGCUGCGCUGAUGACAAAACCCUUAGGAUCUGGGACUACAAGAACAAACGCUGCAUGAAGACUUUGUCUGCCCACGAACACUUUGUUACGUCUCUGGAUUUCCAUAAGUCUGCUCCCUACGUGGUCACAGGCAGCGUUGAUCAGUCAGUGAAAGUCUGGGAGUGCCGCUGAGAUUACCACCGUCUCUCGUCCUGCCCUGCUUCUACCAAUUCCAAGAAAGAAAAAAAAAAAGUCCCCAUCCUCAUGCUUCCCAGCAGCUUCCUCCCUCUGUCCUGACGCCCAGCCUCCCCACCCCUCGCACUCAAAACCAUAGUUGACCAAGACGCUGUCCCUUGUCCCCUCUCCUCCCUACAUUGCUCCGGCCCUAUUAGGAUGACUAUUGUCCUUUUUGUGUAAAUGAUUCUGGAUGUAGGGUACGCUAAAUAAAUGUCACACGAUCUCCGACAUACUCCAAACGACGAGAAGCAGCUUUGCAUGGUGAUUCCAACUACAAACACUGUUAGGUCUGCAAAAUAAACAUGCUGUUGUCAUAACUUCCCAUCGAGUCAAAGGGUAAAUAUUUCUGUGCUGACCGUGCACAGAAACUCAUUGUACCCCUUCCUGAAGGGUGAAGGGGUUAGGUUGUUUAGUUCUGUUUUACUCCAUGUCUCCAUUUUUUGGGAUGUGUCACGGCAUUUAUCGUGAUGAAGGUAUGAGGAAAGACGGCGCCAAAAAAAAGUGUCCUGAAGAGGGUGAAACAAAUAAAUAAAAAUAAUCAAGCAGCUUCUUAGUUGAAUCACAAGAGGUUGGGCGAGUGCAUGUGUACAUACGUGUAUACGUUGUGAGUGUGUUUUGACAGGAGAACCUUUCCACUACCUCUGCUCUGAUGGUGAGAUGAGAGAGCUGGCAAAGCUUCUCGCCUACUGUGUCCUUCAUAACUUCAUCUCUUUUAACAAACGAGUUCUAGUAGACGUUCACCGGGUCGUAGUGAUCCGUAAGCUGCUGUGAGCACAGGCACGAGCCCCUAAACGUGUGGUUUACUGAGGGAAACUUUCUAUGAGGUUUGUGUGUGUGUGUUUUUAUGUGUGUUGCUCCAGACAAACACUCUAGCUCUCUGUCUUUGCCUUGUUAAUUCAUCCAGGGCUCCAGGAUUUUUAUUCAGCUUUCUGUGGUCUCACUGCUCUUUACAAACACUCAGAUGCACACACACACACACACACACAGAGUAAACGUUGUGUAUCAUAUAUAUCUGGAUGUCAUUGUUUGCAGCGUAAUGAAAUAAAAAAACCUGUAAUUAUAA